Dentiscutata erythropus is the source of this 273-nucleotide messenger RNA. The record is from the annotation of a GenBank genome assembly. NCBI's taxonomy places the organism in Eukaryota, Fungi, Glomeromycota, Glomeromycetes, Diversisporales, Gigasporaceae.
AUGAAUCAACCUCAGCCUUUAAUACCUCAAACUGCUAAUAUCCCUCUAAAUUCAUCUUUUGAUAAUCUUACUGCUAAACAAAAAUAUGAAAUUUUAACUAAAGGUACUAUUGACUUGUUCGGUAGUGCACAAGAAAUAGAGAACCAGACAGCUCCUCAAUUUCCGACUGAUAUUCUUUCUGGAGGUGGUUUGCUUGGUCUAGAAGCUGCCAAGGCUUUGAAGGAUUUGAAUUUAGAUGUGACGAUGAUUGAAAUGGCACCAGUCUACAAAAAA